GUGUUUCCUUCCAUUAAUUAAAAGUGCCAUACCGAUAGGAUCAAUAAAAUAAACUCGCCCGCCCUUCAAAAACUCUUUUAUUUGAUGGAUUCUUUUCCUUCUCGAUCGCUUUCUCCUCCUUCGCUUCUUCAUCGAAAGCGGAAGAGGACGAGCGGCGAGAGCGGUGCAGAGUGCCAAGCCAAGCGAGCUCGAAUCAGCGAGUUGCCGGAUCACUUGCUGGCCUGCAUCCUGGAGCGAACCGAUGUGAGGACGGCGGCGGCGACGAGCUUGCUGUCAAGGCGGUGGAGGUGCGUCUGGAAGUCGCUCGUAGACUUCAAGUUCGUUAAGGAGCCGAUCCUCGGCCGCCGGGCGGGGCCGCCGUCCUCUGCAGAGUCUCGACGAGACCCGGCAAUCAGGCGGCAUCGUGUCUUCACGAAAUGCGUCAGCGGUUUUCUGGGAUUGAAGGAUGGCCCUCCGACGAUCAGGAAACUCUCUCUUGAAUUUUCACCUGGGAAGAAAGAUUUAGCGAUGCUCGAUGGAUGGAUAUGCUCUGCACUCGAGAGGGGUGUUUGCGAACUCGAGCUCGAGCUCUCUCCUGGCAUGCUCGUGGAUUAUGUUUUCCCUCCCCAGUCCUUGAACAGCGGCGGAUACUCGCUCACCAAGUUAAAACUCUGCAAGCGCUCAUUAAGCAACCACGCUGGUUUUAGCAUGUUUGGCUCUUUAUCGAGCCUUUCUUUAGAAGAUAUGCGCAUUUCUAAAGAUGAUAUGCAAGGUGUGCUCCAGAAUUGCAGGCGCCUAAAGAGCUUAUACCUUGCUAGCUGUUCGUUUAGCGGCGCUGAUUUAAGUAUAGCCUCUCCAGAUUUGCAGCUCAAGGAGUUGGCAAUAGUCUAUUGUGCGGCAAUCCGGCGCAUAGAACUCUCUGCUCCUAGGUUGGAACGGCUGCAUUACCUGGGGCAAUACACACCAAUGCUGUUUACAUAUGUUCCUCAUCUGGAUCAUGUUUGGCUAAAGUACACUGAUCUCGCUGGUACCAACUACAUUUUGCGAAAGCUUUCAACUGAUCUCCCACGCUCUAGAAGUCUAAAUCUAGAUUUUCGGAGUUACAAGGAUGUGGAAGUACCUUGCCCUCCUGCCUGCUUUGGCAACCUCAAGAGUUUGACGGUCAAUGUUGAUAUAAAUUCUAAGAAGGAUCUUCUUUGGAUGGCUAUACUGUUGGAGGCUGCGCCAUUCCUGGAGACCCUUCAAACAUGCGUUAAGGCUUAUUCUGACUAUUAUAGUAGGUUCACGGCGAUACCAUGGAAGCCUUCUGAUUUUGUGCACCGUCAUUUGGAGGAGGUGAAGAUGUAUAAUUUCGAAGGGAAUUGUGGCGAGAUGGCCUUUGCUCGGCUGUUGUUGGCGAAAGCUGUAGAUCUCAGGUCGAUAACAUUUACUCGUAAUUAUCUGUUUGCUUUGCCUGGGUGGAAAUUGGAUCAUACAGAAUAUUCUCAACAGUGGACGGAACAGCAGACUUCUGUUCUUUUAAAGCAGCUUACGGAAGGAAUCUCUACGAGUGCUCGUCUGGUUUUCCGUUAGUGUGAUCGGCCAUUAGGGGACAAAAGCAAUAACUCUUUAUUUAUUUAUUUAUACAUAUAUUAGGUGUGAGGCAGUAACUAUUUAUUUAUUUAUGCAUAAACCUGUUUGCCUA
Ananas comosus (pineapple) is the source of this 1663-nucleotide messenger RNA. RefSeq names its product putative F-box/LRR-repeat protein At3g58880. The record is from RefSeq and is a predicted model, not a curated record. NCBI's taxonomy places the organism in Eukaryota, Viridiplantae, Streptophyta, Magnoliopsida, Poales, Bromeliaceae. Gene Ontology annotation, molecular function: protein binding. Bases 85 to 1551 code for a protein of 488 amino acids. The transcript is spliced from 4 exons.